GUGUACAAGAUAUCUCCAAGUGUCAAAAGGCAAGUACAGAUGUACAGGUAUGUGGAGGUCGUCGAGAGCGGAACAGGGUACCUGGUCCUUACUAUCCUUUCCCUUGGGCUAGGAUCCUUCGGUCCCGAUAUGUCGGCAAGGGUCCUGUGGACUUGCGUGGCACUUGUUCUCUUGGAUUCGUUGUCCAAGGUGCUUAGGGGGUUCAUACACAAAGUGUACUUCCAUGGCAUGUCUUGUGCUCAGGUCGCUGUCGGUCAAGGCAUUUCUUCCCGCGUCGUUCUGGGAAGCUUCACCCUGCUGAACGGGAAAGUUCGGUCCACGUUCGCGUACGUGGCGCUCAGCGCGUUCGUCCGUCUCUGCGCGAUGGUAGCCCAGAUUAUUCUCGGCGUCUUCCUUUAUAAGGCCAUUCCUGAGGUGAAAGGCCACCCAGAUUACGACAAAGAUUGGUCACUGAAGCGCCUGCACGAGUUCCUCGUCGUAACUUGCUCUUGUCUCUUUCUGCACACUGUCCUCAUGGAGGUUCUCAUUCUUUUCAGCUCGUAUUGCGCCUUGAAACGCUUCUGGCUCGACCAUCUGAAGGGGCUUUGUGCCUUUCGGACACGUUGCCCGGCCAGUCUAGACUUCGAAAAUCUCCAUCAAACACCGGAUUUCCCUCUUUGGGAGAGGCUGGAGAGGAUACGUGCCGAGAUGGAAAUGGGAGUGACGUGGUACGUUCACUGCGGACGUCAUUUCUGGUUCAGUCAUGUCGAAGCCUAUUCAUACAAGGAAGACUGUGGCCUGCCUGGGUACUGGUUCCACAGUGUGAAGGAGCUGGUGGAUAUGGUGCGGGACAACCUUCCCAGAUUGUCUGAAGAGAAGAGCACACGACAAGGAAGAAGAGGGAGAGCUGUGGGGAAGGUGUCGAUGGCGCUUGCAUCGUUGUUGGAGUUAUCACUGAAGCCGAAACCGUGCGACAGUGAGCUGUUUGCAUAUGCUGCUGCGGAGGAGGAGGAGUUGGUGGAUCACAUGCAGGAUCUUCCGCAGACUGCUCGCUGCAGGCAUGACGUUGACGCUGGUCUGGACUUCGCUCGGGCCCACGGGUACCUGGCGAUGCUGCAGGUCCUCAAAUGCUGUCCUCCAAAUUCUGACGAGACCAGACUAGCUGCCUCCAUCGUUGCAGGGUUCGCUUCCGGCCUCUCUGUUCUCCCUUGGCAGCCAUGUUCGUCCAGGUGUGGACGGGAGGGGUGUAGACAGCACGGCCCCUUGGAGAUGCUGGCGGAUGACGACUUCUGGUACGUAACAGUCGAUCUGCUGCACGAGUUCCGUCGUCAAAUCACUUCAAGCGAGUGCGCUCCCACCACCAUCUCUCGUCCCUGGGCGGAUCACUGCACACCGUUGCCAGCCAAUGCCAAUCCUGACGAGCUGACAGCAGCUGCAGCUUCCGCAAUAAGCUCUUUCGCCCAGGCUGCAAGCGACAUACAUGCUCACCUCCAUGGACAUCGUCGACCAUGUACUCAACCGAAUCCAUUGCCAGCAAUAGAUGGCACGAAACCUCAACAAGAUGAGGUCGAUAAGGGCUAUGUGCGCAGACUGAGCAACGGGUACACUACUCUGAGUGCCGACGGUUGGCCUCUGGAAACCCGCCACCCGGAUUUCCAGGUAGCCAACGAUGUGUGGGUGAAUGGAGUUCUAUCUGUCCUGAUGAGGACGGAUACGGUGGAUGCGUUGCUCCAGCUUGCCAGCAAGUCAGACAAGCUACUAGACAACCUGUCCUGUAAUGCUGUUGCGCACUCAAUCAGGACCCUCUCGGCGCUCUUUUCCCGCAGGAUGAUCACGUGGCACCGCUUUGACGAUCGGCUGUUGGAGCAUUUCCCCCCGCCUAUGGCUUCCAUUUACCAGCUCAGCAACAAAGACAUCGUUAAGGACAAACUGAAACGCUUGAUUGGGCUUUGCAGCGAGCCCCAGGUCCAUCCACGGGAUCUGGCUGGUACCGUUCAGUCUGUCUCAUCGAGGCUUCAGCUGGCCAAGAUCCUGAUCUCUCAGGGCAUCCGUGAUGUUGAUGAGGAGGUGGCUGAGAUGUUGCUGCAGUGUAUCGGUAACUGGCGACGAGCCUUGGGUCCCAGAGACGUAGACUGGCUCACCUGCGAGGCCAUCGAAACCCUUCGUGACCUGUUCGUCACCUCUAGUCAGAAAUCUGCUCUUCAACCCCUCAUUUGGUGCUCGCCGGGGGGAGUUAACUGCCUCCGGUUGAUGCUCAACGAUGACCGUAAGAUCUUUGACCAUCCCCUGCUCGAAGACCUGCUGCAUCCUGAGAUGGAGUCUCAGAAGAUAUGGUCCUCAGACGUCGGGACUCAUAAGAACAGUUGUGUGGCAGCGGCUGCAGGUCUCCUGGCAGAGCUGAUGAAGUCACCGGAGAAGGGGAGCAGCUUCUUGCCCAAGGCUGCAGACAAUCGUCAGUUCUACACCACGUUAUUCAUGAGCUUAUCUUCCAUCCUUGACCCUGAAAAGAUGCAUACUCACACAGACUUGGCAAAUGCAAGCUCAUCCUGGGACGAGAGCGCUUCGCGGUCGUGGGCAUUCUACCUUCCCCAGUUCAACCUCACAGCUCGCUUUGUCCUCCUUUUUUGGGAGUCCUUAGGAAACCCAGCGUGGAGGCCGGCAUUUGGCCUCUUUGAGAACAUCAACUCGUUCGUUAAUGAAGGUGCAGAGAACCGGAUGGAAAACUUCGAGCUAGCAGUGAACUCUCUUCUCGCCACAAGGUAUGCUGUCACCAUCGCCGAUCUUGUGCUGGCACGGCAUCCAGAAUUUGUCCAGUCCCAGAUUGACCAUACUAUUGUGACCGCAUGCUUCCCUCCCUUGGUCCGGUUCCUCACAAGGUCCAUCCCGAGGCUGCAACGAUGCUUGGGGCUUGAGGCAUGGGAAGACGAACUGCACUGUGAGAUCAAGAACCAGGCGGCCCACGUGCUGUUUUGGAUCCUUCCUCGGGUCUAUCAACUGCAGUUCGCUGCACCUUCACGAUCGCUUUCUGCUGGGAACAGCCGGGCCAGGCGGCCGACAAUGGAUCCCAACACCAAGGACUUGUGGUCGCGAGCUCAAGACAGAGUGGGCCUCGCCUUGGAAGAACUUCAAAAGUGGGCGGGGUUGCAGCAUGCACGUACAAAGCUAGCGGUGACAUCGCACGGCACAACAGCUUCAACAAGCACGGAACAGAGUACCGACAUUGCGCAUGAUCUUGCCGAGCUUGUUAAGGAGUUGACUCCGAGUUCAAGUGCCUCGAUCCCUUUUCCUGGUUCUGAUGAGAGAGCAGGUGUCACUGACAUAGAAGCUGGUGACUUGCCACCCGACAAGGCACACCGCGAGGUUGUAUGACUUAGGGGAAGGAUCUACAGUUCGCUAGAGCCUAGAGGCUAGAGGGGCACUGGUCUGAGGAGAGUUCCGCAUGGAGGGCUUACUGUCAGUGCAUGCGCUGGGACAGCUCUGCAGACUGCAGGUGGUCCGAGGUGGACUCUUGCCAAAUUGCCAAUUAUGAAGGUAGAGCUAACUCUUUUACUCAGGAGUCAGAACCAAACUACCGUCUUCACCCAAAUAGAACGCCCGGUUAUUAUAGUUGUAUCUGAACUGAAAGGUGCACCGGGCGUUCUAUUUGGGUGAAGACGUUAGGAAACAAACAUAACUGUCCGAG
Molecule: messenger RNA, 3661 nt
Organism: Chara braunii
Lineage: Eukaryota; Viridiplantae; Streptophyta; Charophyceae; Charales; Characeae
Source: the annotation of a GenBank genome assembly